Molecule: messenger RNA, 7202 nt
Organism: Anguilla anguilla (European eel)
Lineage: Eukaryota; Metazoa; Chordata; Actinopteri; Anguilliformes; Anguillidae
Gene: ubr3
Product: ubiquitin protein ligase E3 component n-recognin 3
Exons: 40
Coding region: 512-6115 (1867 amino acids)
Biological process (GO): ubiquitin-dependent protein catabolic process via the N-end rule pathway; protein ubiquitination
Cellular component (GO): cytoplasm; ubiquitin ligase complex
Molecular function (GO): ubiquitin protein ligase activity; zinc ion binding
Source: RefSeq, a predicted model, not a curated record
CAACUUCUGACUCCUCCUGUCUCUCCAGUUCCUGGUUAUGCUCUAUGGUUUGAGUCAAUAACAGUCGGUUCAUACGCGGGUGUGCUCGUUUAAGCAGUUAAGCACACUGUGACGUAAAACCUUGCGGACCAAAAUUGGACUUAAAUAAAAAUAGUAUCUUAUUCCGUGGGACUCUGAAAACAAAUCGAUGCGUGGAGAGUAAUUAGUUCAGUGUGAAGAAAUUUUAGAGCUAAAAAGUUCUGUCCAAAAUAAUUUAAUUUGGCCGGAGUAAAUUCGUAGUUAUGAAUGGACUUCAAUGGGGAAAUUUGCUUUUUGGCACCAGAGGCUUACUAAACUGCAAUACCUCGAGUAACUACUAGAGUUUAUGAGCUUCAGAGAAUGGCAACCCUGGUCUCCUGUUCCGAACCAUAGAACGUAUAGUGAUACGAACGCCUGAGUUAAUGAUCCUUUGAGAUAUCGCGAGAAUAUAGGAGGAAGACAAAAAUAAAUUCUGAACAACAAUCCAGAGUGCAUGAUGGCGGCAUCGCAGCUGCGCCGGGACAAGAAAUCCACAGCUGCCCAUUUGAAGGCCGACCUCAAUCGCCAAGACAACAGUUCUGGUGUCCGUCAACUUCAAGACCUGUUGGAUAGUGUUUUGAACCCAGAAAAGCCAGCGGGAGACACCGAGGCCCUAGACUGGUGUAAAUACCUCCUAGCUGGAGGGCAAGGGUUCGAGGAGUUCUGUAAAACAGUCCGGUCCUAUGACAACGCUACGUUGUGUGGUUUGGUGUGGACGGCCAAUUUCGUCGCGUAUCGUUGUCGGACCUGCGGUAUUUCCCCGUGUAUGUCACUUUGUGCCGAAUGCUUUAACAACGGCGACCACACGGGUCAUGAUUUCAACAUGUUCAGGAGCCAGGCUGGCGGGGCCUGCGACUGUGGGGACAGUAAUGUCAUGCGUGAAAGUGGAUUUUGCCGAAGGCAUCAAUUAAAAACUGGAGAGAAUGUACCGUCCAUCCCCCAAGACCUGCUGUUGAUGUCAGAGUUUGUUCUUCCUCGUUUCAUUAUCUGUAUCAUUCAGUACUUACGGGAUGGGUACACUGAACCAGACUCCUCCACAGACAGAGAUCUUCAGAAGGUCCUGCAGCAGCUUGCUCCCCAGAUCUCCUUCCUGGAAGAGUUAACAAAGAUGGGUGGGGCAAUGCGAACUGUCCUGACUAAGAUCUUAACCAAUCAGCAGACAUUUCAAGACUUGAGUAUGGGACAAGAAAAGAAUGUGUAUGCUAAGAAGAACUACGACAAGUAUCUCUCUGCAUUGCGAAGCUCUGGCCUGGUCUCGGCAGAGGAGACAGCUGUGUCUGGGGCAGGGCCUGGGGCAGCAGAGCUUGCUGCAGCAGGGACUGGAGCAGGGGCCCUCAGCUUACUGGGAAUUGCGGCAGCUGCCAGCCCUGAUGAGUCCGCUAAAGAGGAAGAACAGGAUGGGGGCCAAAAUGUUGGAAAGAGAAAAAGAGUGAAGUUAAGCAGCAACACCAAAGAUCCAACCAUAAUGGAUACUCUGAAACAUAAAUGCUUUUUGGAGGAGUUGCUGUUUUGGACCAUAAAGUAUGAGUUUCCACAGAAGAUGGUUACAUUUUUACUGAACAUGUUGCCAGAUCAAGACUAUAAGAUUGCCUUCACCAAAACAUUUGUUCAACAUUAUGCAUUCAUCAUGAAAACGCUGAUGAAAAGCAAUGAAUCAGACACUAUGUCCAACCGCAUAGUACAUAUCAGCGUGCAGCUGUUCAGCAAUGAGGAGCUGGCGCGCCACAUGACAGAGGAGUGCCAACUGCUGGACAUUAUGGUCACAGUCCUCCUCUACAUGAUGGAGAGUUGCCUUAUCAAAAGUGAACUUCAAGAUGAAGAGAAUAGCCGCCAUGUGGUGGUAAACUGUGCAGAGGCUCUACUGAAAAACAACACAUACUGGCCUUUAGUUAGCGAUUUUAUAAAUAUUCUCUCACACCAAAGUGUAGCAAAGAAGUUCUUGGAGGACCACUCCUUGCUCAUGCUGUGGAUGAGCUUUGUGUCCUUCUUCCAAGGUAUGAACUUGAACAAGAGGGAGCUGAAUGAACAUGUGGAGUUCGAGUCCCAGACUUACUAUGCAGCUUUUGCAGCAGAGCUGGAGGCCUGUGCCCAGCCCAUGUGGGGGCUCAUAACCCACUGCAAAGUCAAAGAAACACAGGAGUACACAAAAACGGUAGUGCAGUAUUGUCUGGAGGCUUUGCAACUGUGGUUUGAUUCAAUUGGCUUUGUGGAUGAGCCAACUCCCAAUCAAGUGACAUUUCAUCUGCCUCUCCACCGCUACUAUGCCAUGUUCCUGAGCAAGGCGGUGAAAUGCCAAGGGCUGGACUUGGAUAGUCUCCUUCCGGAUCACGAAAUGCUCAUGAAGAUCAUGGUCCACCCUCUUCAGAUUCAGGCAAGCCUGUCGGAGAUCCACAGCAACAUGUGGGUCAGGAAUGGCCUGCAGAUAAAAGGUCAGGCUAUGACCUAUGUGCAGUCUCACUUCUGCAACUCCAUGAUCGAUCCUGACAUCUUCCUGCUUCAGGUUUGUGCGUCCAGGCUGGAUCCAGACUACUUCAUUUCCUCUGUAUUUGAAAGGUUCAAGGUGGUGGACUUAUUAACCAUGGCAUCUGAGCAUCAAAAUGCAGUGCUGGAUUCUGAACAAGAGAAACCAAUGCUAGAGGGGGCCUUGACUUUUCUUGUUACAUUGUCAAGUCUUCGCAUACAUUUAGGAAUGACUGAUGAUGAAAUUCUCAGGGCAGAGAUGGUUUCCCAGCUGUGUAUGAACGACCGCACCCACAGCUCACUGCUGGAUCUCAUAUCCUUCACUGCCUUUAACAUUAACAUUCCUGAGAACCCGAACCCCAAGAGUGGGAUAAUGCCAGGCAACUGCAGUUUUGAAGACAUGCUGUCGGCUGUUGGAGAUUUCAAGGCCCCUGUAUUUGAACCUGGGGGCUCCAUGCAACAGGGCAUGUACACACCUAAAGCUGAAGUCUGGGAGAAGGAAUUUGAUCCCAUCAUGGUAAUUCUUAGGACAGUGUACCGGCGGGAUGUCCAGUCAGCGAUGGACAGAUACUCAGCAUUUUUGAAACAGUCUGGGAUCCAUUCAGGAAAUCCAUGGCCACCCUACAAAGAAAGGACCGCUCUGCACCCUUGCUACAGAGGCCUUGUCAAACUACUGCACUGCAAGACAUUGCAUAUUGUUAUCUUCACCCUCCUUUACAAGAUUUCAAUGGACCAUCAGAACAUGUCAGAGCAUGUGCUCUGCAUGGUGCUGUACCUGAUCGAGCUGGGUCUGGACAACCCAAUACAGGAGGAGAGGCAAGACGAGGAACCUUGUAUCGAAGAGCGCUGUCAUGACAGUUGGUUCCCUGGGACCAGCCUACUGUCCAACCUGCAUCACAUCAUCAACUUUGUGAGAGUGAGGGUGCCUGAGACUGCCCCAGAGGUGAAGAAGGAGCCCCCUCCCAGCACCAGUGUUGACUCCUCCAACCUCAGACAGAGUUCCAGACGCCUGACUGGGAAUUGGAGAGAGAAUCUGCGGGAGGCACAGGUGUUCAGCCUCGUUGCAGAGCGCCGGAGGAAGUUUCAGGAGAUCAUCAACCGAAGUAGUGGGGAGGCCAGCCAGGCAACGCGGCCCAAGUCCUCUGCUUCCCGCUGGGCCCCUCCUGGGACACCACUUCAGCUGGUCACUGAGAUUCUGGAAGUGCGGGAGAGCAUGCUGUCCCUGCUCAUUAAGCUGCAUCACAAGCUCUCCAACAAGCAGAACUCUCUCUCGCCAGAAUGGCUGGACAGCACCGACAUCUCUCACUGUGUCCACGGGGAUGGUGUCACUGCCAUUGAGCGCAUCCUCAUCAAGGCCUCUGCCUGCAGCCGCCAGAGCAAGCGCAGCAUUCAGGAGAUCUGCAUGAAGAUUUCCCCGCCUGUGCCACCAAAGAAGAGCAAUCCCACAGAUAAGAAGGCCUUGGACAAAGAGGAAAGACGGCAGAAGGCCAGAGAAAGACAGCAGAAGCUAUUAGCUGAAUUUGCCUCCAGGCAAAAGAGUUUUAUGGAAACUGCCAUGGAUGUGGAGUCACCCGACACUGAUAUGGCCAUGGAUCUGGGUGCCUCAGAGGUGCUGGAGUCAGAAGUGCUCUACGACUGUGUGAUAUGUGGCCAGAGCGGACCCUCAACUGAUGAGCGCCCCACAGGCCUUGUUGUUCUGCUCCAGGCUACUUCAGUAUUGGGGCACAGAUGCAAGAAUAACCAGGCCAAGAAGCUGCCAACCAGUGACGAGGACCACAUCUAUCCGGCAGACACAUGUGGGGCAGCCCAUGAUGUCAGGCUUGCCCUCCUGCAGCGCUUCUUCAAGGACAGCUCCUGCCUGCAGUCAGUAUCUAUUGGGUGGGAUGGAGGAGUAUAUGUUCAAACCUGUGGCCAUACACUGCACAUAGACUGCCACAAGUCUUACAUGGAGUCUCUGCGGAAUGAUCAGGUGCUCCAGGGUUUCUCAGUGGACAAGGGGGAAUUCACCUGCCCCUUGUGUAGGCAGUUCGCCAACAGUGUGCUGCCCUGUCACCCCGGUCAUGGGACAGAGACUGGCACUUGGCAUGCCCACAGCACCAAGAAUAUGGCAGUACUGGUCAAGGAAGUGGAGGACCUGCAGGACCAGCCGGGGGCCUUUCCAACUGAAUCCAACCUGAGCAAAGAGAUGGAGUCCGUGAUCAAGGACAUAAAAAACACUACCCAAAAGAAGUACAUGGACUAUGGCAAGAACCCAGGCUCACCUGACAAUGACUUUCUCUUCAUGUACUCUGUGGCCAGGACAAACCUGGAGUUGGAGCUGGUGCACCGUGGAGGAGAUCUGUGCUGUGGAGGAGCUAGUGCCACUGCCAAGCGUUCUUGUCUCAAUCAGCUCUUUCAUGUGCUAGCCAUGCACAUGCGUCUGUACAGCAUCGACUCUGCUUACAACCCCUGGACCAGGCUUACGCAGAUCGCCCCAAGCAGAGGCUCAGAGGCCUGCAGUGAUGAGAGGCUGGAGGUUCCCAUGCUGUUCAGAGACGUCUCCUCUCUGCUGAUUAUCUUCGUUCUGACCAUGCCUCAGCCACUACGCAAAGAACACUUCACCUGUUUGGUGAAGGUGCUGUACACCCUACAGUACAUCCAGGCCAUUGCUGUACUCUCAAUCAAGUUGAGCCCGGAGGAGAGAGAGGCCUGGAAAACCUCUAGAGCACUCGACAAGAAUACCUGGAAUGGUGAGAAGACUUGGGAGGCCAUUCUGAGCUUCGUUAUCAGUAAAUUGUCCAAGGGAAGGAGUGUUUAUGAGGCAGAUACUGAGGAGAUGUCAGUGCUGAGCUCCAGUGUCUGGUCCCAACAGUCCAUUGAGUACAACCUACAGCAGUUCUGCCUGCCCUUCCUGCGCCUUUGUAGUCUCCUACAACACCACCUAUAUGGAGACGACCUACCAGGCUGUCCGAGAGAAAAGGAAUUUUCAGUCCUGGCUAGUGGUUUGGGACUAUUGUCAUCAACCCUUGAGCCAUCCAGCAAGUGGAACAGUGCCCAUUGUCUGGAGUGGGUGGUGUGCCCUUUUGAGCUGACCUCUCUGUGGUGUGCUGAGGUCACAGGCUUAACAGAGAUGCAAGCAGAGCAAACACUGGCCCUUCUUGUCCAGGAUCCUCAUUGGGCUGGCCCCCACCUCCUCCAGCUACCUGAAAACUACAAUGCCAUCUUUCAGUACUACCACAGGAAGUCCUGCACAGCUUGCAGCAAAGUUCCCAAGGAUCCAGCCGUUUGUCUCGUCUGUGGAACCUUUGUCUGCCUCAAGGGCCUAUGCUGUAAGCAGCAUAGUUACUGUGAAUGUGUUUUGCACUCCCAGAACUGUGGGGCAGCAACAGGGAUCUUCCUCCUGAUCAACGCCUCUGUCAUCAUCAUUAUCCGAGGCCACCGCUUUUGUUUGUGGGGCUCAGUUUACCUGGAUGCCCAUGGAGAAGAGGACCGAGACCUUCGUCGCGGCAAGCCUCUGUUCCUUUGUGAGGAAAGGUACCGAGUUCUGGAACAGCAGUGGGUGUCCCACACUUUUGACCACAUCAACAAACGCUGGGGGCCCCACUACAAUGGACUGUAACAUAUCGUUCUGCGUACAAAUAGCCUUGCCAGCACGUGUCAGCUCCUAUGGAAUACUUUGGUAACGUGUUGUGCAAAAUAAACAGACACACACCAGAGGGCACGUUGCCAGUGUGGCAUGUGAAAUUUGGUGUACAAUCAUGCCUGAGGACUAACAGUGUAUCCUAUGUCUAUAUAAUCAAGUGUAUAUUUCAAAAGAGAAGAGACAAAGCAUUAGAAACUGAAAACACUUCUGAAAGCACAACUCCAACAAUUUGCUUAAAAGGUAUUUUUGAUAAGGAGGACUUUCAUUACACAGUGAAAACAUUGGAUCAGCAGCUAUGAAUUUUUCUGGUGACCAACUUUCUCCAAAUUGUGUUAAUCAGCUGAGUAAAACCUUGAAGAGCAUGGGCAAGAGUAUGUACCAGAAGAUGGUACUAAAAUAAUAAAAAAAAUAGGCCCUUUCAUUAAAUAUACUCAUUUUUUGUCUCCAUAUACUGUAAAUUCACAUACAUCAUCCACAGUGGCAAUCUUGUGCCCUUCCCAAAAAAAAUUUCUGUAGAUUUAAGGCUGUACCUGUGAGUUGUCUUUCAGAAGUGUGUUUGUAGGCAGGUAAUGGUAGGCAAUAUAGUUCCCACUCAUGAGUACAGAAUCUAUUGCAAGUCAGCAAAAAACAAAACCACUCUAAGGUCUAGUUGCAGUUCAUCCUCAGGAAUAUUUCAUUUUUUAUUGUAGAUUAAAAUAAAAAGGUUAUUUACAUACAUGCUGCUUUUCAUUGGAAAACAAUAAAUCAAUAUAACAAAAAACAUUUUGUUGAUGGUACUUGGUUAACUGUGAUCAUUUUUGCUUGACAUAGAACAAGUGAUUGCAGUCCUGCUUUUUGUAAAGCUAUGUGGGGGGGCAGUGCACAACCAAACUACUUUCAGACUCAGUCCACCAGCUGGGGUAGAGGGCUAGACUGUGUGUUGAGGUUAUGAACAGACACUGUUCAAGCUGACUGCAUCUCCACACCCAGUCAGUUUUCACCCUCUCUACUCCUGUGGAAUAAGAUGCUUACUUGUUAUUCUAAUGUGUUUAAAUUUUAAUAAAACAAAAAAAUAUAACAAUAA